Messenger RNA from Puma concolor (puma), 2214 nucleotides. RefSeq names its product RAS and EF-hand domain containing (gene RASEF). Gene Ontology annotation, molecular function: GTPase activity; GTP binding; calcium ion binding. The record is from RefSeq and is a predicted model, not a curated record. NCBI's taxonomy places the organism in Eukaryota, Metazoa, Chordata, Mammalia, Carnivora, Felidae.
AUGGAAGCGGACGGGGACCAGGAGGAGCUGGCCCGCUUGCGCUCCGUCUUCGCUGCCUGCGACGCGAACCGCUCGGGGCGCCUAGAGCGCGAGGAGUUCGGCGCGCUGUGCGCGGAGCUGCGCGUGCGGCCGGCAGACGCCGAGGCCGUGUUCCAGCGUCUAGACGCCGACCGGGACGGCGCCAUCACCUUCCAGGAAUUCGCGCGCGGCUUCCGCGGGGCCCGCCGCGGGGGGCGGCACCGGUGCUGGGGGCCUCGGGAGCCCGCGUCCACCGCGGGCCAGGUGGAGCCGGAAGGCGAGGAGGACGAGGGUGAGGAGGACGCUGCGGAGACGCUGGCAGCACCCUGGGGUCGCGCGAGCCCGGUCCAGGCUUGGCAGGACUUCCAGGCGCGACUCGGGGAAGAGGCCAAGUUCAUCCCCAGAAAAGAGCAAGUCAGUACCUUGUAUCUAAACAUCAACCUUGUGGAGCCAAGACUAAUUCAGCCAUACGAACAUGUUAUAAGAAACUUCAUCCGCGAGAUCAAACUGCAAAGCACAGAAAUGGAAAGCCUGGCCAUUGCAGUGAAGAGAGCCCAGGACAAGGCAGCCAUGCAGUUGAGUGAGCUGGAGGAGGAAAUGGACCAGAGGAUUCAGGCGGCAGAGCACAAGACGCGGAAAGACGAAAAACGUAAAGCUGAGGAAGCCCUCAGUGACCUCAGACGUCAGUAUGAAACAGAAGUAGGGGAUCUACAGGUGACAAUAAAGAAACUCAGAAAGCUAGAAGAACAGUCAAAACACAUAAGUCAAAAGGAAGAUGUGGCUGCAUUAAAAAAGCAAAUUUAUGAUUUGUCAAUGGAAAAUCAGAAAGUUAAGAAAGAUCUUUUAGAAGCACAGACAAACAUAGCCUUUCUUCAGAGUGAAUUAGAUGCUUUGAAAAGUGAUUAUGCCGAUCAGAGUCUGAAUUCAGAAAGGGAUCUGCAAAUAAUCCAAGAGUACACAGAAGAUCGAAAUAGUCUUGAGAGGCAAAUCGAAAUACUCCAAACAGCUAACCGGAAACUGCAUGACAGUAAUGACGGCCUGAGGAGUGCCCUUGAAAACAGUUACAGCAAGUUCAACAGAUCUUUGCGCAUAAAUAAUAUAUCACCAGGGAAUACAAUUUCUAGAAGCAGUCCCAAAUUUAAUGGUCAUUCCCCUCAACCUCUGGGCUAUGACAGGUCAUCCCGCUCUUCCUAUGUGGAUGAGGACUGUGACUCGUUGGCCCUCUGUGAUCCAAUGCAGAGAAUGAAUUGUGAGGUUGACAGCCUGCCUGAGAGCUGCUUCGACAGCGGCUUGUCUACCCUGAGAGACUCCAAUGAGUACGACUCAGAGGUGGAGUACAAGCACCAGAGGGGACUUCAGAGGUCACACGGCACGCAGGAGAGCUUUGCGGGCGAUGCUUCAGACACAGACGUUCCUGAUAUAAGAGAUGAAGAGACGUUUGGUGCAGAAGGCGUGGCUUCCAUCUUGGACUGGAAGCCCCAGGGGCCCUCUAGCGAAGGCAGCAUUGUCAGUUCUUCGAGAAAGCCCAUCUCGGCACUGUCACCACCGACAGACAUGGUGGAUGGUAACCAUAAAUCUUCCAGCUCACAGAAGGCUUACAAGAUUGUGCUUGCUGGAGAUGCUGCAGUGGGGAAGUCUAGUUUCCUCAUGAGACUUUGCAAGAAUGAAUUUCGAGGAAAUACAAGUGCCACUUUGGGAGUUGAUUUUCAAAUGAAAACUCUCAUUGUGGAUGGAGAGCGAACGGUCCUGCAGCUCUGGGAUACAGCUGGUCAGGAGAGAUUCAGAAGUAUUGCCAAGUCUUACUUCAGGAGAGCAGAUGGCGUUCUGUUGCUGUAUGAUGUGACGUGCGAGAAAUCCUUUCUUAAUGUACGAGAGUGGGUAGAUAUGAUUGAGGAUGCAACCCAGGAGAGCAUUCCUAUCAUGUUGGUGGGAAACAAGGCUGAUCUUCGUGACGCUGCUGCAGCAGAGGGACAAAAGUGUGUCCCAGGAUACUUUGGAGAAAAGCUAGCCAUGACCUAUGGGGCAUUAUUCUGUGAAACCAGCGCCAAAGAUGGCUCGAAUGUAGUGGAAGCUGUUCUCCAUCUCGCUCGGGAAGUGAAAAAAAGAACUGAUGAGGAUGACAGCAAAUCCAUUACCAAUCUGAGCGGGACCAGUUCCAAAAAGUCAACCCAGAUGAAGAACUGUUGCAGUAGUUAA